Molecule: messenger RNA, 2216 nt
Organism: Amyelois transitella
Lineage: Eukaryota; Metazoa; Arthropoda; Insecta; Lepidoptera; Pyralidae
Exons: 9
Coding region: 175-1248 (357 amino acids)
Molecular function (GO): oxidoreductase activity
Source: RefSeq, a predicted model, not a curated record
GCUACGUAAUCGUACGUUAACAUUUUGUAUCGUAGUUCGCAUCGCAGUGUGCCUCGGAGUACACGUCCAUUAUUCUCACAUCAAACGAGGCCUUUUUUGAAAUUGGAAUAUCAGUAUUAAAAAGAAAAUAAUUACAGAAUUCCUUGUCUUUGACAGAUUCAACAAACAUCAAACAUGGGUAAAGUGGCAACAUCGGAAGCAAUCAGAUUCAUGACUGACUGUCUGAAGGCAGUUGGAGCUGCGGCGAAGGCAGCUGAACAGCAAGCAGACCUGCUGAUACAGGCUGAUAAGAUGGGACACCCUAGUCAUGGUCUUAAUAGAUUAGAAAUGUACAUCAACGACAUCGUCAGUGGUGCUUGCCUGCCUAAUAAUGAGCCGAAGAUCCUGAAGGAGAACGCGUCCACAGCCUGGGUUGACGCCAACAAUGUCCUUGGCGCCACUGCCAGCCAUUUCGCCAUGGACAUUGCCAUUAAAAAAGCGAAAAACACUGGGGUAGGAUGGGUUACUGUCAAAGGGUCAAACCACAACGGGAUGGCCGGCUACUGGGCCAAGAAGGCAGCGGACAAAGGCCUCAUCGGCAUGGCAUUUACCAACACCUCACCGUUAUUGGCUCCAACUAGAAGUAAACAGUCAGCCCUGGGCACCAACCCGCUGUCAGUGGUAGCACCAGCUUCGCAAGGAGAAUCCUUCUACCUGGACAUGGCCACUACUGCCGUCGCCGUCGGAAAGAUAGAAAUGCAGCUAAGAAAAGGAGAGCCCAUACCCAGUGGCUGGGCGCAGGAUCCUGACGGCAAGGAAACCACAGAUGCAAAACUGGCAUUUGACACAAGGUGCUUGAUGCCUCUGGGCGGGGGCGAAAAGACGUCAGGGUACAAAGGAUUUGGGUUGGCAGCCAUGGUGGAACUAUUCUGUGGAAUCUCAUCAGGAGCAAACUACGGACAUCACGUGCGGUCGUGGUCUCACAGUGGGUCAGGCGGCCAUGCCAACCUUGGUCACUGCUUCGUUGCUGUAGACCCAGAGAGCUUCGCCCCUGGCUUCGGUGACAGGCUAGCUGAGAGCAUACAGCAUUGGAGGCAGUUGGAACCGACGGAUCCUAACCUGCCAGUGCUAGCUCCUGGCGACAAAGAAAAGAAUAAUGAGAAAGAGACGGCAGCUCGCGGCACAGUCUCAUACGUCAAGCAGCAAAUAGAGUCCAGUGCAGCCCUCGCGAAGAAACUUAAUGUAAAGCCUAUGGAAGUCUUGGGAUAGCACACAAGUGCUAAUCGGUUCUGUGAAUAUGGUACUUUGUAUUUGAGAAGUUAUUUAAAAAAAAAUAUUCUAAAUUUGAAACAUACUCACAUGUCGAGAUAAUAAAAAAAAUAUUCCAAAUUUAAAAUAUAUUCUAACGAUGAUGCAUGGGGCCCGUACUUUUAUAACGUCCAUGUAUUGAUUUAUUAUAAUAAUAUUAUGUAAUUAUGUAGGAUUAUAAAGUUGUAUUGGAUAAAAUAAAAAUUCUGGUCAUUGUGUAAGGAUAUAGAAUAGUACCUACUAUGCACAAAAUGUUCAUAAGUUUAUUUUGCUCUGGUUGGUCUUGUUUUGUAAUAGAUUACUAAAAUUCACCGCUAACCGUCUUAUUUGUACUCAUAUUGUUUGGAUCUCUCUCUCUCUCUUCAUAUUAUUACAAUCAUUGUAAGAUUGUUUAUUAAUUUUCGUUGUCUUGUUCGAGCACUAAUCCUAACCUCAUCUCAACACUUCCUAUUUCACCAAACAACAUUGCCUAAUAAUAAAAAUCAGGAGCAACUUAAAACUGAACCAAUAAUUAAACAUAUUGAAUGAACGAGAAAGUGUUUUGUUUCUAGUUCCUGUCUGUGAGUCUCUUUGUUGACAAAAAUGAAACCCUUUGAAUUUCAAUUUUAAAUUAACCGAUGCUCUUUUGGUAAGGGAAAACGUCUUGAGGAAACCUGCACAUUCAGGCAACCGGAUGUGUUACCAUGAUCGAUUCAGGCUUAGGUUCAUCUGGAAAGGUUCUGUAGAUCUGACCUCCGGGAGUCGCUUCGUGUCCAAACCUGAUUCACACUAUCUAGGAUCCAUGGUUUUGACCAUGAAUCCUACUACGGGCUCCUCUCCAGAGUGCUGAAUUUGCAUUUGAAAUAUACUUGUUAAUACUAUGUACUUACUAUACUCCUUUAUUGACAUGUAAAAGCUUAAAAAAAGUUUCUGGAAGCGAAAAAAGGAAG